CGACGACGACGACGAUGACGACGAGGAGCAGGCUACGGAUGAGGACUUCGAUGCCAUCGCCUCUAGGAUGGCGGCCCGCGUUGCUACGUGGCGCCCCACUGACAAGGACAUCCCGGUUGCCAAGGAAUUCCGGGAAUCGGUCGUUCAGCUGCAGGCUUUGGUUUCUGAGAUCGAACAGGAACUAGGCCUUCCAGCCGAAGGUCUUCUCACUCAAGUCUCAACGAACGAUGUCCGGGAUACGGUGGCGUGUGCCACCAUCGUUGGCAGCGACGCACAGUCAGGGUUUAGUGGCAACAAUCUGAUGUCUGCAACUGUAGAAGAGAAAACAAACAUUCUGACAGUGGAUGAAGAACAGCAGGAGAGCCCGCGCCUGACAGCCGUUCAGAAGGGCAAGGCUCGCGCCACUGAUCAACCAGAGACAUCGAGCACUGUUAUGACAACGCAGACCAUUUGCGAUUCCAAAAUCGACGCAACGGACUUCAUCGACGACGAAGACACUUCAGGCGAGACGUUCCUGUCUUACCUUCCUCUACCUGAGACGCCGAAGUUUCUGCUUGGCGGCACUUGGUCGUUGGUCGUGCUGCCAUCCGCGGGGUACACCAGUCCCUCAUCUCGUUCGCAUCAUUCAUUCGGGAAGCUGCACGCGCGGUUCUUGCGUAGCACAUCCGAGUCCCUCCCAGAUGCAACGACAUCAUACUGGCACAUCAGCGGAAGCAACAGCCAGCUUCCAGGUACACAGAAAGCCGUCGCAGCAACUUCAAUUUCCCGGUCUCAUGCCUCUAAGUCGGGCCCGACAGUUCUGGUUGACAGUCCUUCCAGCUCGGAAGGAGCAGCCGCAGAUUCAGCAGGCGUGUGGGCUAAAUGGUUCGGACGCCGCAGCGUCUCAUCUUCCUCCAAUGACGCCACCGUCUCGCCCGCAUCCUGCGUGCGCGCACCCGUGGGUCCUCCCGAAACCUUGCCUCCGCCGUCGCCUGUGGUCAGCGAGCCUCGACGGACGAUUCUGACGGCACCGCGUCGGAGACCUCGGCGGGCUCGCCCAUGCUCUCGGGGCAUGAUGUUCCCGUGCGCCCUCCCUUGUCAACAGUCGGAAAGGGCAGUGGGUUCAAGAGCCUGUUCAGUCGGUGGUUUUAGUGGUUGUCUGUGCGUACGACCUCUGAGCUGGAGAAACAUUCAUUGCAUACGUUGUCAUCCUUUGAUCAGUGUAUCGUGUAAACCUUGUUUCGCAUUUCAUAAUUCAACCAGAUCGCGACACACAACUCUAGCCAGACCAGCCCCUCUGUGACCCGGCUUGGCACCGAGUUUGCCUUCGCCCCCCCGAAAUUGUGCAGGCCUAGGUCUCAUGAGAGAACCAAUCACGC
Molecule: messenger RNA, 1358 nt
Organism: Fomitopsis serialis
Lineage: Eukaryota; Fungi; Basidiomycota; Agaricomycetes; Polyporales; Fomitopsidaceae
Exons: 4
Coding region: 68-1282 (404 amino acids)
Source: RefSeq, a predicted model, not a curated record